UCCCUUUCUUUAUUGCCCACUUGGUGUUCUUUGUUGCUUUUUAAAGUUUUCACAAUCCUCCAGUAUAUCACUACUCUUGGCGAGUUUGUACGCACUUCACUCGUUUUCGCUCGCUGAUGCCAGAGGAAGGUGAAGAAUCUUGGGUAUUGGACAGGGUUUGAUUGGCGUGGCUUGUGGAUUCAACUUGUUUUUCGAGAACAUGUUACACUUGUUUCUGGUUGUUGGUAACUUCUUUUUUUACUUGCUACUUAGUGUGAUUUUGAAUGGGGAACUUUAGGGCUGACUGGCUCUGUGGCCUGCAGAGAACGAACGACACAGUGUUAAAUUGAACCGAGCUGAACUAUACUGAACAUUCUUAGAUCAUUUCAGCGACUCUGCGGUUUGAUGUUUAAUAUCCUGUGUGUUCUUUGCUUGUUUUUUGCUAUUUGGACUAUUGGUUCUUUUUUUUUGCAUAUUGAGUGUUUGAUAUUUUCUUUGAAAGGGUUCCAUGGCAUUUCUUUGUUCCAUGGCUGCCUGUGGGAAGAUGACUGGGAUGUAUACUGAAUACAUACUUUGACAAUAAAUAUACUUUGAAUCGUUGCAGAUGCUGAAGACCGGACAGAGUGUAGGUGUUCAGCGAAACGGUCUCCCAGUCUGCAUCAGAUACUCUGGAUUUGUAUUUAUCCACCGUUUAAAGCCCCAGUUGGCGUGUUCCUUCCCGUCCUGAACAAACUGAGACAAGCCCUUCUCUCGGUCAUUGAUUUUCAGCCUUAUUUGUGUCUUCCCGAUCCCUCCGUCACUCAAGAUUAACUGGAAGAGACCAGGACACCUUACCAUUGAACAUCAGCAGAAUGUUCAUUCCCUGAAUUUGCAGCGCUUGUGGUGGGCAAUCGUGGUACUGCAGGGGUUCAACAGUUUCUCGAGAGUACAGUAAAAGCAUUUUGAACCAGGAAGUACGUACCGGGAGCUAAUAUGGCUUCGAAAGGACAGGACGAGAAUUUAACCGAGGAGGUAAUUUGUCCCAUCUGCCUGGAUUUCUUUAUCGAUCCGGUUAUACUGGAGUGUGGACACAAUUUCUGCCGCUCCUGUAUCACACGCUUUUGGGAAAGGGAGGAGAGAAACUCCUGUCCGGAAUGUAGAGCGCAGUUUGCAGACCGCACCCUCAGGUCCAGUCGACUCUUAGCAAGACUGGCUGAAAAAGCUCGAAAACUGCACCUGAAGCCGAAAGAGAAUGAAAUUAAACGUCACUGCGAGGAACAUGAGGAAGAAAUGAAGCUGUUUUGUGAAACAGACAAGAAAAUGAUCUGCGUGAUUUGUAAGUGUGCCCAGGAGCACAGAGGGCACCGCUUUCUGUCGAUUAAAGAAGCUGUUGAAAUCUACAAGGACCAGGUUAAAUCUUCUAUAGAAUCCCUCACAAAAAAGAAAUCAGACUUUCAGCAAACGGAGAAGCAACAGAUUCAGAAGAUUUCCGGAGUUCGGGAACAGUCUCGCCAUGUUCAGUCCCACAUCACAGCCCAUUUUGUUGAACUGCACCAGAUUCUUGCUGAGAAAAAGCAACACUUUCUCCGAGAUCUCAGGGAAGAAGAGGAGAGGAUUCUAAAUCCAAUGGAGAAAAAUCUUCGUGAGAUUCAAGAGAAUUUAAAUUCUAUUCAGGAGGAGAUUUCAACAUUACGAGCACGGAUGAAUCUAACAGACAGUGUGAGGUUUCUCAAGGAAGAAGUUCAUCAGAAGAGAAGCGUAAGCGAUGAAACCCCAAUGUUGUCGGUGACAGACGGUGCCCUGACGUUGGAGAAAUUCAAUAAUCUCUUUUCGCUAGAAACAUUGUUGAAAGAAACUUAUAUUGCCAUUAAGCAAGUCUCUGUGACCCUGGAUGUGGAAACAGCAGGUCCGGGGCUCGUGGUGUCAGAAGACCGGAAGAAAGUGAAAUGGACCAGGUCCACGCCAGAUCUUCCUGACACCGGGAAGAGAUUUACAGUCGGUGAUUAUGUGCUGGGAUCAGAGGGAUUCACAUCGGGAAGACAUUACUGGGAGGUGGAUGUGGCGGGAAAUCGGCGCUGGAGGCUGGGAGUCGCCGCGGAGUCUGUGGAGAGGAAGAGAGGGGUUAAACUGAAAACAGACAAUGGAUUCUGGACCAUCUGGCGUCAGAAUGAUGAGAUUAAUGUGAACACCUCCCCUCCAUCCUGUCUUACUGCCAGUUCCAUCCCUGGGAGGGUGGGUAUUUAUCUCAGUUAUGAGUCUGGGAGAGUUUCAUUUUACAACGCGGAGAACAGAUCCCAUCUCCACACCUUCACUGGGAAUAAGUUCACGGGAAAACUUUAUCCUUUCUUUGGAACUGUGGAUGAAAACGAAUGGGUCAGAAUCUGCUCUGUGCCCCUGCAGAUCUGUACACGGGAGGGGUCUGGGCAUCGGCGUCAGAUGCCAGGCUCAGGUUCUGUGAAAAACCUCGCUGUCACCAGAUUGGUGCUGAAAGGGUCCCUUUUAAUUCCCAAAUUCCGCACUGUGGUCAUCCAGUGAGCCUGGAAAUGGAAUGCCUGUAGAGAUAUAAAUGUUGACUUUAGUAUUUUGGUUGAUUGUCUGUCCUUUUGGGUGUGGUCUUACAUUGAAAGUAUUAUGCUUCUUGGAUUUUCUGACCAUGUCAGGGUUACAUAUGGUGACAUAUAUUUAUUUUGAUCUUGAAUUGGAAUUUACAAGACAUGUCAUUCAGGGAUUUGGGUUUUAUAUAUAUAUACAGAUUAACAAUGGGACUCUAUGUGUACUGGCAUCCUAAAUGUGCCUUGUGCUCUGUAUGACUGUUGGUAUUGUGUUUUGCCCUGCAGGAAAACUCUUUUGCUUGGCUGUAUUCAUGAGUAUUCUUGUAAGAUUGGAUGAUAAAUAAACAUGAACUUGAACUUUCAG
This is a messenger RNA of Hypanus sabinus (Atlantic stingray), 2874 nucleotides long. RefSeq names its product zinc-binding protein A33-like. Bases 952 to 2493 code for a protein of 513 amino acids. The record is from RefSeq and is a predicted model, not a curated record. The transcript is spliced from 7 exons. NCBI's taxonomy places the organism in Eukaryota, Metazoa, Chordata, Chondrichthyes, Myliobatiformes, Dasyatidae. Gene Ontology annotation, molecular function: zinc ion binding; protein binding.